This is a messenger RNA of Rhodofomes roseus, 609 nucleotides long. RefSeq names its product CTR copper uptake transporter. The record is from RefSeq and is a predicted model, not a curated record. Gene Ontology annotation, molecular function: copper ion transmembrane transporter activity. Gene Ontology annotation, cellular component: plasma membrane. NCBI's taxonomy places the organism in Eukaryota, Fungi, Basidiomycota, Agaricomycetes, Polyporales, Fomitopsidaceae. The transcript is spliced from 3 exons. Gene Ontology annotation, biological process: copper ion transmembrane transport; intracellular copper ion homeostasis. Bases 1 to 609 code for a protein of 202 amino acids.
AUGUGCUACCUCGUCUGCUUGUGCGCGCUCUUCGCGCCCGUCGCACAGGCGGCGAGCAACGGCAUGGACAUGUCCAUGGACGGCGCGAUGGACCUCGCCUCGGGCAACAUGCUCACGUAUCUGCACUUCACGCCCGGAGACGUGCUGUGGUUCCAGGGAUGGGUGCCCGCGAGCGCGGGGGCGAUGGUGGGGGCGUGCAUCGGGCUGUUCAUGCUUGGCUUGGUGGAGAGAUGGAUCGCCGCGGCGCGGGCGGUCAUGCAGGCUCACUGGGCGCACCGGGCCCGUGUCGUGCAACUGAAUACGGCCAGCGACGCUAGCCUGCCGACGACUACGUCGGACCGAGUCGACGGGAAAUCUUCAUCGCACUCCCUUACUGUGCCCGUCCUCCCUUCGACAAUCCCGCGCACUCUCGGCCUCCGAUCCGCUCCUCCGUUUAUCCUCAAACACGAGCUCCCGCGGGGCGUCCUGCUCAUGGUACAAAUUGCGCUGAACUACGCGUUCAUGCUCGCGGUGAUGACAUUCCAAUUGGGCUUCAUCUUCUCGCUGAUUGUCGGCCUUGGUGUUGGAGAGAUGCUCUUCGGGCGGUUUGGGUCCCACACUGUGUUGUGA